AUGUCUUUCCAAGAUGGAAUACGCAAGACGUUCAGUGCAUACUACUGGGGAGUUUUGUUAGCACCUAAGCAGUCCAACGGCCGCGACAACAUUGCAUACGACUUUUCGGACAGCGCCCAGUUGGAUAGUGGAACUGGACAAGACCUGAACUCAGAAAGAGAUUGGUUCUCCAGGAUUAAGAACCACGUCAAUCAGUUGGACAGUUGA
This is a messenger RNA of Paracoccidioides lutzii Pb01, 207 nucleotides long. RefSeq lists its product as hypothetical. The coding region runs from base 1 to 207 and encodes 68 amino acids. The transcript has a single exon. The record is from RefSeq and is a predicted model, not a curated record.